Gekko japonicus is the source of this 3510-nucleotide messenger RNA. RefSeq names its product zinc finger protein 92 homolog. Gene Ontology annotation, biological process: regulation of transcription by RNA polymerase II. The transcript is spliced from 7 exons. NCBI's taxonomy places the organism in Eukaryota, Metazoa, Chordata, Lepidosauria, Squamata, Gekkonidae. Gene Ontology annotation, cellular component: nucleus. Bases 320 to 2239 code for a protein of 639 amino acids. Gene Ontology annotation, molecular function: DNA-binding transcription factor activity, RNA polymerase II-specific; RNA polymerase II transcription regulatory region sequence-specific DNA binding. The record is from RefSeq and is a predicted model, not a curated record.
AGCGUUAGAGCAGCCUGCUGUUCCUCAGGCCUCGGGGUCUCUAGCACCGGCGAAAGAUGCUGAUUAUGUGCUCAGGGGCUUUCAGAAAGCACAGCAAAGAUAAGCAGGAAGAAGGACCAUUCAGAUAGCCACGCCCAGGAGGCGAAUCCCAUCGGCCUUUUCGGUUGCUGAGGUGAAACAUGUUCUUCUUCCCUCCUUGGACACCUGGACCAGGAAAUGCCUACAGGGGGUGCAGCCCAGGUGAUGCCUGAGCCCCUCCUGGACUGCAUCUCCCCGGAGGAGCCCCUGGAGAAUCCGCAAGAAGCUGGUGGAUGUGGUGAUGGAGAACUACGAGCUGGUCACUUCCCUGGAUCCCUUUGGAGUGCCUCACACUCUUGGUUUGGGGCUGUCAGAACAGGAGUGGUGGUUGGCAUGUCAAUAUCCGGUCCAAGGCUACCCGGUUCUCAAACCCGACCUCCUGUCUCGGAUUGAGCGCGCCGGAGAGCCAUGCCUUGGUGAUCAGCUGGACUCUGCCAGAGGGAUCCCGCAAGACCCCUGCCCAGGUUACCGGUUUUUCAAACCCGAAGGCUUGUCUUGGAUUGAGCGGUGGGAAGAGCUGGGCAUUGCAGACCGUCAGAAGGUGGAGGAAGGCAAGCUGUGCACCGGCUCCUGCCAAGGAGCAGCCGGGCGUGGCAAGGCGAUCAAGGAAGAGGAAGGCGGCCAGAAGGGCUUUGCGGCGAGCCUCGAGCGCUACCAGCUCUUCCCGGACAGCUCCCGAGCGGGGCUGUUCCUGACCCCCAACGCCACCCAGCUGCGCGCCCCGCCCCGCGUCAAGAAAGAAGAGGUGGCCUCGUGUGAGCCGAGCCUCUGCGGUCCCGGCCGCCCCUCCCAGGGGCUGGGGUCAGGGCCCUUUGCCUGCGUGGUGUGUGGGAAGUGCUUCCGCCAGAAGCAGGGCCUCAUCACGCAUGGGCGGAUCCACACCGGCGAGAAGCCCUACCCCUGCCUGGAGUGCGGCAAGCGCUUCCGCCAGCGCCCCAACCUGCUGACCCACCAGCGGGUGCACACGGGCGAGCGCCCCUUCCCUUGCCUGCGCUGCGGGAAGCGCUUCAGCCAGAAGGCCAACCUGGCGGCCCACCAGCGCACCCACGCCGUCCAGGAAGGGCUCAUCGCCCCCGAGCCCAAGGCCCCCGUGCAGCGCGGGAACCGCCAGGCGGAGAAGCCCUUCCCCUGCAACGUCUGCGGCAAGAGCUUCAGCCAGCGGCCCAACCUCAUCACCCACCAGCGCAUCCACACCGGCGAGAAGCCCUUCGCCUGCACCGAGUGCGGAAAGCGCUUCAACCAGCGGGCCAACCUCAUCACCCACCGGCGCAUCCACUCGGGGGAGAGGCCCUUCCCCUGCGCCACCUGCGGCCGGCGCUUCAGCCAGAAGGGGAACCUCGCCGCGCACCAGCGCACCCACUCGCAGCAGCGCCCCCACGCCUGCACCUGCUGCCCCAAGCGCUUCAAGGGCGAGUCGGCACUGCGCGCGCACCAGAGAACCCACCGGCAGGUCCUAGGGGCCGACCCCCUGCCCGGCACCCUCCUGGCCGCUCCUGGCCUCCAGCAAGCCCUCCCCGGGGAUCCCGCCUCCGUCGCUCACCGGGCCACGCCAGCCCCCCGCCAGGACCUGGCCGGAGAGGCCGCCGCCGGCAUCCACCAGGCGGGCUCGUCCGGGCCGCACCCCGGGGCCUCCCAUGGGCAGAGUCUCCCCGGAGACCCCCUUCCCCCUGCUCCACACCCAGCGGGGGCCCCCCAGGGGCACCUCCAGGGAGUUGCGCCCGGCUCCGAACAGGGGCCCAAGCUGAGUGCCCCGCCUCCCCCGCCCUCGGCGAUGGAUCCUCACGUGGAGAUGCUUCACUGCCAACGCCGGCUGAGCCUGCCGGGGCUCCCCACGUCCAGCGCGCACCCCGUGGUCCCCCUGGGGCAGUCCCAGCCGGUCACUGCCAAGCCGAAGAGCCUCGCUGGCCCUCGCGCCUCUGCCGUCGACGCACCCAGCGAGAUGCUGCAUUGCCUCUGCCACGCCAGCAGGGCCUCCCUGGUCAUUCCGCACCCCCCGCACCUGGGGCAGCUCCAGGCGGGGAGCAGGGACACCCCCGGCCGGGCCUGGCUGGGCAUCCCCUGCCCCCCACGCGCCCUCCAGCUCCAGCAGCAGGGGGGCCAGGGCCACCCCGCCUCCGCCCCCAACCCGAGACUGUGCUCCAUCCCAGACUCCUUGCGGUAGCUUCCCCCCGUGAGGGGCACGGUGCCGGCACAGGCGGCGAGGGGCGUGUGGGGCAGCACGGCUCAUGCAUGUAUCGUGGACAGGAGUCCCCGUCCCGCCCCCCACCCUGCAGCAGCCCUGUGUUGGGACACCCUGGGAGCCCCCCGUCUGCUCCUUCGUCUCCUGGCAUGAGACUCGCGUGACUGGGACGCCCGCGUGGAAGGAGCUGUUCGUGCAGACGCACCGAGUGCUGAAUGGGCGUCUCCCUCCAGAAGCUUGCGCGCAUGGAGAGCAUUGUGCCAAGUACGUAGCUUCACCCCACCCAUCCCCUCCUCUUCCUCCCCUCCCCAGCGUCAUUCACCCAGCAGCUCUUCCUCCGCCUGUCCCGCAAAUCGGCCUUCGCCACCACGAGAGAGGGGGCGGGGCAGCAGCCUUCCAAAGGUGUCUUUCGAACCUCUUGCUUCCUCAGAAAAGGUGGCUUUGGAGGACCCCCCUCCUGCCCCAUCUGACCCCACGCCCACGGCUUCGCAGACAUGGACUCAGCUGGCUCUAGCGGCAAUGCCGGCUCUUCGCUUCAAGCCAGCACGUUGGCAGAGGCUCGAGAGGGUGGGCUUCCAGAACCUUCCAGUCUUCAGGAGCAACGUCUGGUUUCUUUGGGGCCUCUGCACCUCUCUGGGUGCCGUGCGGGUGCUCGGAUAGCUUGCGCGAUGCCUCGUCUCCUGCCCUCCCCCGUCCCAGCACCUCUCCCUGCUGUGCUUCUGCGAGAGAGGAGGAGCUGAGUGCGGGGAGAGAGGGCCGUGUGGCUGGAGCCAGGCGAAGGGCACCACCGAAGUAUUACUGCCGGCGGAGGCUGCGGCGAAAGAAGUCAGCCGUCUCCAAGACCCAGCGGCGGACAAGGCCAGCCCCGUGGCUCUCCUUUGCCUGGCGCUUCGGAAAGGACACGGCCGGCUCCCGCGCAUGUUGGAAGAAGGAGGGCCUUCUGCCUCGCUGAACUUGCAUGCUGUGCCCUUGUGGGAACGGCCAGGGAACUCUCUUUGAGAAAGAGCAGGGGGCCGUCCGCUUCGAAAGCGGGUAGAACUGCUGGGAUGCCUGGGUGGGCCUGGACUCUCUUAAGAGUCGAUGGCGAGGCAGGAAGCCCGACCUGCCCUCCGAGGGGGAUGUGAGGGGAGCAAACCCCCCCUGGGUGUCUGCCGCCGCUGGGCUGAGCACAAAGAUGAGGGCAGUGCCGGUGGAGCCGGGGGUGUGUGUGUGCAAGCCCCCCCACCCCCCCACCCAGCAAGGCAGAAGUUUCC